Amphibalanus amphitrite is the source of this 1846-nucleotide messenger RNA. RefSeq names its product short-chain specific acyl-CoA dehydrogenase, mitochondrial-like. Gene Ontology annotation, biological process: butyrate catabolic process; fatty acid beta-oxidation using acyl-CoA dehydrogenase. Gene Ontology annotation, cellular component: mitochondrion. The coding region runs from base 209 to 1426 and encodes 405 amino acids. Gene Ontology annotation, molecular function: flavin adenine dinucleotide binding. The transcript has 2 exons. NCBI's taxonomy places the organism in Eukaryota, Metazoa, Arthropoda, Thecostraca, Balanomorpha, Balanidae. The record is from RefSeq and is a predicted model, not a curated record.
GUUGCAAAUAUGGCGAAACCGCUACAAGUAUCGGUGGUUACAAUUUGUAGUGUUGUAUGCGGUGCAGUGCAAUAGUUUCUGGCUUUUGAGGUUUGGGUUCGUUCAAGGCGUUCAAGGGUUCGUUUGGGGGUACUGCAGAAGUAAAGUCCUGCUGUAGUGUGGUAGCACUGGCAUUCUCUACAUAGCACCUGUCUGCACACUAGCCGUCAUGCUUCCACUGCGUCAAGUGCUGCGCGCCGCCCCGCGCCUCUCUGGGCCGGCCUCGACUCAGCGCGGCCUGGCCACGCUCUCUGAGGAGCACCGCAUGCUGCAGAAGACGUGCCGCGACUUUGCCGACUCUGUGCUGGCUCCGGCGGCGGCGCGCAUCGACAAGGCGCACGAGUUUCCGGCGGCGGCCGUGACGCAGAUGGGUGAGCUCGGCCUGAUGGGCAUCGACGCACCCGAGGAGUAUGGCGGAGCCGGACUGGACACCAUGUCCUACGCCGUUGCCAUGGAGGAGCUGUCGCGCGGCUGCGCCGCCACUGGCACCAUCAUGUCGGCGCACAACUCGCUGUACCUCGGCCCUCUCAAGUACCACGCCACGCCGGAGCAGCUGAAGCAGUGGAUGCAGCCGUUCACAGACGGUAAGCUUGUCGGCUGUUUCGGUCUCAGCGAGCCGGGUAACGGCUCGGACGCCGGCGCCGCCUCCACGACGGCCACGCUGAAGGGCGACCGGUGGGUGCUGAAUGGCACCAAGGCGUGGAUCACCAACAGCUGGGAGUCGUCGGCGGCCAUUGUGUUCGCCACCACCGACAAGGCCAAGAAACACCGCGGCAUCAGCGCCUUCAUCGUGCCAAUGCCCACGCAGGGAUUCUCGCUGGGGAAGAAGGAGGACAAGCUCGGUAUCCGCGCUACCUCCACGGCUAACCUCAUCUUCGAAGACUGCGAGAUCCCCAAGGAAAACCUGCUCGGUAAGGAGGGCGACGGCUUUAAGAUCGCGAUGCGCACACUGGAUAACGGCCGAAUCGGCAUCGCCGGGCAGGGCGUGGGUAUCGCUCAGGCGGCUAUCGACUGCGCCAUCGACUACGCCUCCAAGCGGACCGCGUUCGGCUCGCCGAUCCUGAAGAUGCAGACGAUCCAGUCAAAGCUGGCCGACAUGGAGCUUCGCACCGAGUCGGCCCGCCUGCUCAUGUACAAGGCGGCGAUGCUCAAGGACGAGGGCAAGAACUUCACCAAGAUGGCGGCCAUGUCGAAGCUAGCGGCGUCUGAGGCGGCCACCUUCUGCGCCCAUCAGUGCAUCCAGAUUCUGGGUGGCAUGGGCUAUGUGUCAGACAUGCCAGCAGAGAGGUUGUACCGCGACGCCCGCAUUACGGAGAUCUACGAGGGCACCUCCGAGAUCCAGAAGCUGGUCAUCACCGGAAACAUGAUCAAGGAGUAUGGUCUUUAAGAGAGGUAGGUUGAUAUGGGAGUAUGCUAUUGGAGACGAUUAUGUGGAAACUGGUCAAACUGACACUUUGGAAGGAAUUUUUAACACCUCGUCUCGCGUGUGCGCUGAGACGAGUGGUGCCGUUAGGUAGUCUAUCGGGAGACUCAGUGUGGGAAACUAUGGAGUAUGGGGUUACAAUGCACUGAGCGAGUGCCAGUGACAAAUACAUCAAUGCAAUGCGAGGUUGUUCGACGGCGCGACGCUCGCCGGGGCGAGUACGCUGCUUGUGGUCCCGUCGACAGCCUCGCACCUAAUAUGUUUGCCAGCAGCUGUCGUGGCUAGACUGGCAGCAGUCGAUUGGUGAUGUGAGGAUACAAAUAGUGAUAUUUUGAUGCUACAGCUGUAAAGAUCCUUACAUGAAUAUAUACAGUCCAUUACCUG